CAACAAGUGCAGUUGCAGUUGCAGUGUAGAGCAGGCACCGGUCGAAUUCGAGCCUAAUAACCUGCGCUUCUCUUCUCUUCUCUGCUGUGCUUUCCAUCCAUCCACUCCCACGAACCGCACCUCACCUUCUUUCUCUUUCAUUCUCUCUGUACUGUACGUACGUUGCCAAUACUAGUACAGUGAGUGAGUCAUUUGCAUCUGCAUACCCUACCUUACCUGCUCCUACUACUGCUCGCCUCGCUUACUUACUACCCUCCUGCUCCUAACAACAACAACAACAACAACAACAACAACAAGGAAGCUCUAUCGGGAAAGAAAUAGGAGGAAGAAGGAUUAAGGAAGGAAAGCAAAGCAAGCAUUAAUUAAAGGAAAUUAGGAAGGAUGUCAGACUGGGGGCCGGUGGUGAUCGCGGUGGUGCUGUUCGUGCUGCUCUCGCCGGGGCUGCUCAUCCAGCUCCCCGGGAGGCACCACUUCGUCGAGUUCGGCAACCUGCACACCAGCGCCAUGUCCAUCGUCGUCCACUCCAUCAUCUACUUCGCCCUCAUCACCCUCUUUGUCAUCGUCAUCGGAGUACACAUCACCACCGAUUAAUUUUUACUUCUUCUUUAGUUUCUUCAUUUCUGCAGUUCGUCUGCCCUGCCCUCUGUAAUCUCUAUCUUCUUCUUUCUUGCUCAUCCUGUCUUCUCCCCUCCUCCAUAUAUAUCCUACCUCAUAUUAAUUCUACUAUCUACAUGGUGCUUCCUUGAUGUUCAGCACAUCAAACCAUGCAUAAACCAAGACUGUUUUAAAUUAUUACUGUUUUCUACUAGUAUUAUAUAUGCAUGGGCAGUUGGCACUGCUAUCAAAUUCAGAUCUCAUAGCUAGCUUAAUUGAGCAGUUUGGCACAUAUAUUCUCCCAAAUUUUCAGCCUCUACUCUUAUUACUCA
This is a messenger RNA of Oryza sativa Japonica Group (Japanese rice), 926 nucleotides long. RefSeq lists its product as uncharacterized. The record is from RefSeq and is a predicted model, not a curated record. Lineage: Eukaryota; Viridiplantae; Streptophyta; Magnoliopsida; Poales; Poaceae.